UCUUCCAGAUGCCCACGCCGCCACGCAUCACUCGGCAUUAUAUAACCACCACCGGGCGCAAAGAUAGAAUCCACCGUUAGCUUACAACUUCCAGCUUCAAGCGCAAGAAGCAAGCCAUAGCUUACACGCAGUGUCUUCCAGCCAUAUCCAUCACUCUUCGGUUUGCUGGUGGCCGUAGCAUCCAUUAAUCGCAGAGAUGAGCUCGGUGUGCGCGCGGCCCGCGGGGUUCUCUGGAGUGGUGAAGUGCCAGCGCCGGGCGCGGGUGCGGGUGUCGGCCGUGUCGGCGGCGUCGGAGCGAGCGGCGUGGGCAGCGAAGACUACGAUGUACGAGGUGCUGUCGGUGGGGACGUCGGCGGGGCCGGAGGAGAUCAAGGCGGCCUACAGGCGCGCGGCGCUGCGGUGGCACCCGGACACUUGCCCGGGCGGCGCCGACCGGUUCAUGAUGGCGCGCGAGGCCUACGAGGUGCUCUCCGACCCCGAGCGCAGGCGAGGCUACGACAUAGAGCUGCGCAUCGGCGGUGGCGCAGGGUCCUCCCAGGCGGCGCGGCGAGCGGGGUUCGCGGACUUUGAGGAGCAGCUGGCCGGGUUGCAGUGGAGGCAGGCGGAGGCGCGAGGGACGUGGGGGUACAGGAUGCGCCGCGCCGCCGCGCAGACGUCGUCGUCGCACUAGUCGAAACCGCCGCGCCUUUGCUCUGUUCUAUUGUACAGUAUAGUUUAUCUUUGCUUCUCCCAAUCUUACGCCGUGUGUUUCGGCCGACUGGUGAAAUACUGGAGUAUUGUAGCGUAGUACCAGUAAAGUGAAAAAAAAAGACGGUAACUAUUUUGACUAAGAAAACCCUGUUCAAAUUGCA
Molecule: messenger RNA, 851 nt
Organism: Lolium perenne
Lineage: Eukaryota; Viridiplantae; Streptophyta; Magnoliopsida; Poales; Poaceae
Cellular component (GO): chloroplast
Source: RefSeq, a predicted model, not a curated record